AUGUUGGGUUCAUUUGGUUCAUCAUCCCAUGAGGAGGAGGAACCAUCACCGCCCAAUAUCCACUACCACCACCACCACCACCACCAUAUUCAGCACCGGAGUUUUACACCGCCGUCAAUACACAUGCGCCAAUUACUCAUAAGUUGUGCUGAGUUGAUUUCCCGGUCUGAUCUUUCUGCUGCUCAUCGGCUCAUCUCUAUUUUAUCUACUAACUCUUCGCCUUUUGGUGAUUCCACUGAGAGAUUAGUCCACCAGUUCACUAAAGCCCUUUCGCUCCGGCUAAGCCGGUGUGCGGAGACUGCCGGUUCUUUCUUGAUCCCCAAUCCCAGUACCACUAAUCUUGUUAGUGCUGAAGCCACAAGUUCUUCAAAUGUUAACAUGGCUGAGUUUGGAUCAGAUGAAACCCUUGUUCAAUCCUCUUACUUGUUACUUAACCAAGUUACCCCAUUUAUUAGGUUCAGUCAGCUCACUGCAAAUCAAGCAAUCUUGGAAGCAACUGAAGGCCAACAAGCAAUACACAUCCUAGAUUUUGAUAUCAUGCACGGCGUGCAAUGGCCUCCAUUAAUGCAGGCCAUGGCAGAGCGUUUUCCACCACCGACGCUUAGGAUCACCGGCACCGGAAGUGAACUUGAAGUACUUCGAAGAACUGGUGACCGCCUCUCCAAGUUUGCUCUCUCAUUAGGCCUCAGAUUUCAGUUCCACCCUCUUAUCAUCCUCAAUAAUGAAGACCCCAUUUCAGUUGCCUCUGCGGUUCUUCUCCUUCCUGAUGAAACCCUAGCAGUCAACUGUGUGUACUAUCUUCACCGCCUUCUCAAGGACCAGGACCGCCUUCACCUUUUCUUACAUCGAAUUAAAGCCAUGAAACCCAAGGUUUUUACCAUGGCUGAAAGGGAAGCAAAUCAUAACCACCCAAUUUUCUUGCAGAGAUUUGUGGAGGCUUUAGAGCACUACGCGGCGGUUUUUGAUUCCCUUGAAGCCACCCUGCCACCUACUAGCCACGAGCGGCUCACGGUGGAACAGAUAUGGUUCGGAAGAGAAAUUGCUGAUAUCGUGGCGGCAGAAGGAGAAAGCAGAAAAGAAAGGCACGAAAGAUUCAGAUCAUGGAAAGUUAUAUUGAGAAGCUCAGAUUUCAACAAUGUUCCAUUGAGCCCCUUUGCACUUUCUCAAGCUAAGCUUCUCCUAAAAAUUCAUUACCCUUCUGAGGGAUAUCAGCUUCAUAUUCUCAAUGAUUCUUGCUUCUUAGGAUGGCAGAAUCAACUCCUUUUCUCAGUCUCGUCUUGGCACUAA
Molecule: messenger RNA, 1287 nt
Organism: Fraxinus pennsylvanica
Lineage: Eukaryota; Viridiplantae; Streptophyta; Magnoliopsida; Lamiales; Oleaceae
Source: the annotation of a GenBank genome assembly